Molecule: messenger RNA, 16578 nt
Organism: Chilo suppressalis (striped riceborer)
Lineage: Eukaryota; Metazoa; Arthropoda; Insecta; Lepidoptera; Crambidae
Source: the annotation of a GenBank genome assembly
UGUCAUUCUCACAUGUGCUGAUAAAUCGUGUCGCAAAUUCUUCUGCUGCCGGUACAAAAACACUAUGAAAACCUAAAUUCAGUAAAUGUGAACGUUAAAAUGUGUUCGUCAGACAUAAAUGGAGCUUUACAGCUCUUAUCAUGUUGUAUUAAUGAUAACGAUUUGAAGAAAACUCUGGAAAAUGUUAAGGUUCGACUGUUAAAUAAUACUAUGCAAUUGCAAGAUGCUAUCAAAUUAUUAUCAGAUCAUAUAAUAAAUGUUGAAAAUGCAAAAUUAUUCAAAGAAUUUUUGUCUAAUAUACUAUUAGCAAUAGUCUCUGCUAAGAUACCUUUGAAGCCUGUGUUCUCAUCAAAAAACUUUGACACUUGCAAUGACUCGGAGAAAAUCUGUCAUUUGGAGUAUUCUGUAGUGCUUGGUGUGCUGAGUGAUCAUCCAGAUGUGUUACAAUAUGCACUAAAAUAUUUUGAAAUCAAUCCAAUACCUCCUUUCGAAGUGUUCAUACACCAUGCUGACUCAUAUAAUGUUGCACCAAAGAAGCGCAGGCUUGCUGACUGCAGAAAUAAAGUGACAGAUUUUGAAAUUGUUACUUGUUGUUACACACUACUUAUGAAAUUACCCAAUGAAUUGUCUUCCAAAUGGGAUUGGACAAACUUUGUGAAAAAUUUUAGCAGUCAUGAAAAUGGUGAAAUAAGAUGGAUGGUAAAAGAAAGCAUGGGUAUCUUGGCGAACAUGACUGAAGCUCAAUUAAAAAUACUAACAAGAAACCUAAACAUAGCUGAUACUGAUGCCCUUAAAAACAUUUGUCAAGCAGAAAGCUUAAUAAGGCCAGUAGAUGACAUUGUUAAAGAGGAAAACUUUAAUAUUAGCAGUAUUGUAAAUAUAGAUGGUAUCAUGUUACCUCUUCUUGAUAGAGACAAUGUUCAAAAAGGAAAAUUGGUUCCAGUAAAGUCAACUGUCAAUAAUUUAAGAAGUUUAGCAUUGGCUGUUGCUUCAGGUAAAGCAGUUUCGCUUUUGGGCCCAGUAGGAUCAGGUAAAACCUCAUUAGUGGAACAUUUGGCAGCUAUUACAGGACGAAAAGGUGUGGCAUUUAAAAAGGUCCAACUUGGAGACCAAACUGAUUCUAGAAUGCUCUUAGGUUCACACCAGUGUACUGAUGUGCCAGGAGAAUUCAUAUGGAGGCCGGGAGUUUUGACAGAGGCUGUCCAGAAUGGUCAUUGGUUACUUUUGGAAGAUAUUGACAGCGCAGCAUUAGAUGUUGCAUCUACUCUGAGCUCUUUGCUGGAAAGGAAUACUCUUUGUGUUCCUGGUUACAGAGACGCUCUACCAGUAUCGCCUGGAUUCCAGCUAUUUGUUACCCAAAGGACAGUCAUCACUAACUACGGUUUUCAGAAGAAAAUGUCGAACUCCAGUACAUUGUUACAAAAACACUUGACUCAAAUAAAUGUAGAACCAUUAUCUAGGUCUGAACUUGCAGAGAUUAUACAAAAUAUAUAUCCUAGUCUUUCUAGUAUUAGUUCAAGAAUGAUUGAGGUAUUCAUGAUGUUCUCAGUUGGUAGCCAUGACACGUCUUUACAGUCUACUGAUGUUAAAAGUGAUAAAGAAAAAGAUGUUUCUGUAAUGAGAGGUUCAAGAUUAAUUUCCACCAGGGAUUUAAUAAAAUGGUGCUCGCGUUCUGUUCAAGGCUUUGAAGUCGCCAGCCCUGACUCGGCCCUUAAAGUCCUCCAAGAUGCCUUAGACAUUUUUACAUGUUCUGUUUCUUCUCCAGAAAAUAGAUUAGAAUUGACAAAAAGAGUUGGGACUUGCUUAGGAGUUGUUGAGACAAAAUCAGAAUUUUACUGCAAACAUUACAAACCAAAUGUAACAUUAACCUCGAAAUCUUUAGAUGUUGGAAGAGCUAAAGUGCCUAGAGUUGAAAAGACCUUAGAAUCAAUUGCCCUAGAUAAUAAACAAGUAGUAUUUUCCUUUACAAGGCAAUCAGCGUGCUUACUUGAAAGAAUUGCAUGUUGUGUUACAUCAAAUGAACCUGUACUAUUAGUUGGUGAAACAGGUACAGGAAAAACUUCGUCAGUUCAAUAUUUAGCUAGACAAACAGGUCAUAAACUUGUUGUUAUUAACAUGAACCAGCAAUCUGAUUCAGCUGAUCUAUUGGGUGGCUAUAAGCCAGUAGAUAUGAAAUAUGUGAUUAGACCUAUUAGAAAUGAAUUUGAAAACCUCUUCCGAAAUUUUUACAAUGUUGAGAAGAACAAAAAGUUUUUAGGUCAUAUUGAAACAUGUUACGAUACUGAAAAUUGGAAUGCAUUGUUAACAUUGAUGAAGCAGAGUCACAAGGCUGCCGUAAAUAGAUUAAAAACCGAGAAAAAGGAAAAGACACUAAAGUCGUGGUUGGUAUUUGGACAUAAGCUUCAAAAGUUGGAGAUUCAAAUCCAAUCUGCGUCGAGAUUGACAUUCGCUUUUAUUGAAGGAUCUCUUGUCAAAGCUAUGCAAGAAGGUCACUGGGUAUUGUUAGAUGAAAUAAAUUUGGCAUCAGCUGAGAUACUGGAAUGUCUCGCUGGUUUACUGGAAGAUAAAAAUGAAUCGAUUGACUUGAUCGAAAAAGGUGAUAAAGUUCCAAUAAAGCGUCACCAAAAUUUUACGUUAUUUGCAUGCAUGAAUCCAGCGACAGAUGUUGGGAAAAAAGAUUUGCCAGUAGGACUAAGGAAUCGCUUCACUGAGUUUUUCAUAGAUGAAUUGACAGAGAGAAAUGACCUGAUGCUGCUGGUUGGGGACUAUUUAUACCAUUUGAAUUUAAGUGGAGCAAUAUUAGAAGCCAUUUAUACUUUUUACGCAAAUAUUAGGAAGGAGGCUAGGCUUAACUUGGUAGACGGUGCUGGUAAUGCACCUCAUUAUUCACUGAGAACACUUUGCAGAGCACUCACAGCUGCUGCAAAGGCUAAAUGCGGCACUGUAGCGAGGUCGCUAUAUGAAGCAUUUUGUUUGUCAUUCCUCACGCAGUUAGAUAGUUCUUCACAUCCCAAAGUAGAGGCUAUGAUAGCAAAAGCUGUACUAGGAAAGAAAACAGUAAAAUCUAUACUCAAUCAACUAAUUCCUGAACCACAAUUGCCCGGUCAGAAUUUUCUGCUUUUCGAAGGACAUUGGAUUCCUCAAGGCAAAUUGGAGAUAUCAAUUCCAGAUGGUUAUAUUUUGACGCCAACAGUAAGAAAGAAUCUUCGUGAUAUUGCCCGCAUUAUAUCUCUCGGUCGAUUGCCAGUAUUACUUCAAGGAGACACAUCCGUUGGUAAAACGUCACUUAUCACAUAUAUCGCGAAAGCGUCUGGCAAUUAUUGUGUAAGAAUAAAUAAUCAUGAGCACACUGAUCUCCAAGAGUACAUUGGCUCUUAUGCAACUGAUGCUAAUGGAAAAUUAGUUUUCAAAGAAGGUGUUCUAGUCGAAGCAAUGAGAAAAGGAUAUUGGAUAAUCCUCGACGAAUUGAAUUUAGCCCCCAGCGAUGUACUAGAAGCUCUCAAUCGUGUGUUAGAUGACAACCGUGAGCUAUUUAUACCAGAAACUCAACAAGUGAUUAAAGCUGAUCCAAAUUUUAUGUUAUUUGCAACGCAAAAUCCACCUGGUCUGUAUGGUGGUCGCAAGAUGCUCUCAAGGGCGUUCAGGAAUAGAUUUGUCGAGCUACACUUUGAUGAAAUCCCGAAAAAAGAACUUGAAAUAAUUCUACACCAAAGAUGUCAUGUACCACCAGCAUACUGUAAAAAAAUGAUUGCUGUGAUGGCAGAACUUCAAACUAGAAGAAGGGGUUCUGCAGCUGUCCAGGGAAAAGAUGGAUUUAUAACUCUCAGAGAUUUGUUCCGAUGGGGCCAGCGAUACAAGCACGCUUCUAAAGAAAUGUUAACUGAUAACAAUUUUUAUGAUUGGGAUCAACACAUAGCUGAUGAAGGUUACUUGAUAUUAGCGGGCAAAGUUCGUCAACCCGAAGAGAGAGACACCAUUGAACAGGUUAUUGAGAAACAUAUAAAGAGAAAAGUUAUUCCUGACAAUUUAUUUGAUCUACACCAAACUACAUCACCAGUAACUAAAUCCAUAUUAGAAACUCUCCUUAACAAUCAGCUUGAAGAAUUUUCACACGUGGUGUGGACGUACAAUAUGCGAAGGUUGGCGAUUUUGAUUGCCAAGGCGUUUACCUUUGAUGAACCUGUGUUAUUAGUGGGAGAGACAGGAUGUGGCAAGACGACAAUAUGUCAAGUGCUCGCAGCUUUGAGCAGAAGAAAGCUACUCACUGUAAAUUGCCAUAUGCAUACCGAAAGUUCAGAUUUCCUUGGAGGUCUUCGACCAGUCCGACAAUACAAGAAUGACGGUCGGUUGUUUGAGUGGGUCGACGGGCCAUUGGUGAAGGCUAUGGUAAAUGGUGACAUGUUUUUAGCAGAUGAAAUUUCGCUAGCAGAUGAUAGUGUUUUGGAAAGAAUGAACUCUCUUUUAGAACCAGAAAGACAGAUGGUUUUGUCGGAACGUGGAUUGGAAGAUAAUUCUGAUAUUGUAGUAAUUACAGCUAAUAAAAACUUUCACUUUAUUGGUACGAUGAAUCCUGGCGGAGAUUUUGGUAAGAAGGAGCUAUCGCCUGCUUUGCGUAAUAGAUUCACUGAGAUAUGGUGUGAUACUGUAACAAAAAGAGACGACUUACUGAAAGUUUUAGAGAAAAGCAUUCACAAAGGUAUUUCAUUAGGAAACCAAGAAGAUGGUAGUUCAGGAAUUGGAAAUUCAAUUUUAGAUUUUACUGACUGGUUAAAACGAUCACAAGUUACCAGUAAAUUCCCAUUUAGUAUUCGCGAUCUUCUUUCAUGGGUCCAUUUCAUAAAUGCAACUGUAUCUAAAGGACUUCUUGACACACCUGAGGCUUACGUUCAUGGUGCAUGUCUAACGUUCUUAGAUUGUUUUGGUACAGCUCUCACAGGUCAUAUAGAAUGGGAGGCAUUGUUUUUGGUUCGAAAAACGGCCAUAAACUUUCUUUUGAAUCAGAUCCAGACAAUUGGCAAUGAGUAUACAGAUAAUUUAAGAGAAAUGCUAAGUGACAGAUUAAAGAAACUUAAGGCUGAGUCUGAUGGUACGAAAUUUGGGAUAAGACCAUUUUUUAUAGAAUUUGGCCCAAGAAUUGAUAUUUCGGAGCAGACUGAAAAAUUUACUUUUACGGCGCCGACAACUGGAUCAAAUACAUUGAGACUGUUGAGAGGUCUUCAACUAAAUAAAGCAAUACUUCUUGAAGGAAAUCCUGGAGUUGGCAAAACAAGCUUAGUUACAACUUUAGCAAAAGCUUCUGGUCAUAAAGUCGUCCGUAUAAAUUUGAGCGACCAGACUGAUAUCACAGACUUGUUUGGUACUGAUUUACCCACUGAAGACGGAUCAUUUACUUUUAAAGAAGGUGCAUUCCUUAGUGCUCUUCAGAACGGAGAUUGGAUACUAUUAGAUGAAUUAAACUUAGCUCCUCAGCCAGUCCUUGAAGGCCUUAAUGCUUGUCUUGAUCACAGAGGCGAGGUUUAUAUACCUGAACUUGGUAAAACUUUCAAAGUAAAAAACCAAACUAGACUCUUUGCUUGUCAAAAUCCGUUAAAACAAGGAGGAGCACGUAGAGGACUACCAGUGUCUUUUCUGAACAGGUUUACUCAAGUCUACAUAGACACACUGACCAAAGAUGAUCUCCUCUAUAUAGUUGAAUCACAGUAUCCAAGCUUACCUGCAGAUAUACUACAUAGAGUUGUCAACUUUAAUUGUAAAGUAGCACAUGAAAUAACGGAAAUUCAAUCGUGGGGUCACAGAGGUGGUCCUUGGGAAAUGAACUUAAGAGACAUACAAAGAUGGUGUGAGGCAUUAAUAAAAGACCAAAACAAUGGUAAUAAGGUUUCUCCAGGAAAAUUUGUGGAUAUGCUUUACAUAAAUCGUAUGAGGACUAUUUGUGACAAAGAGCGAAUGUCCAAAAUAUAUGACGAAUUCUUUUGCCCUGAAUAUCCACGCAGUGAUGUGAAUCCACAAAUCGGCAUUAAUGACCAAUUCAUUAUGUUUGGUGAUGUUACGAUAGCGAGAAAUGAAGAUAAAUGUUUUCAAAACCGUCGAGCAUUACGAAGUAAUAAUUUAUUAUUGCGUCAUCAAAUGAGUACUUUGAAAGCAUUGGCUCAAAGUGUUAAAAUGAAUUGGCUAUCUAUUAUAGUGGGCCCUACGGCAACGGGUAAAACUCCUAUCGUACAAAUUCUAGCUGAUUUGACUGGUAAUGAUCUUAAAGUAAUACCCGUGACGUCAGCUAUGGAUGUGUCUGAUCUUUUAGGUGGUUUUGAACAAGUUGAUUAUAAUAGAAACCUCGAAAGUAUCUUUGAUAAAAUUGAAGUUUUAACUAUUCAAAUAUUGCGAAAAAUUUGGUUAGAGCAAGACAAAGGCAAAUUGAAAUCAAAUAAGUUGUUGUCUCAGCUAUACGAAUAUAAAAGCAUGUUGGAAAAUAUAACAAAUAAUCCUAAUGAACAAAUAUAUAAAUUCAAUGAAAAAAUACAGUUCUUACUGGAGUAUUGUCUGAAGUUACUUGAAUAUUGCAAGUUCAUGGAUGAAACCACGAAUAAAUUAAAAGAAGUGAUUAGUAACUUAAGAAAUCUUAAAUCUAAAUUGGCUAAAGUAUCUUCAAUUAAUGCAGGCGGAAAAUUUGAAUGGGUAGACUCUUUACUGGUUAAAACUUUAAUUGAAGGUUCAUGGUUACUCUUAGACAACGUGAAUUUGACAUCGGCGGCUGUUUUGGAUAGACUAAAUGGGUUGUUGGAACCUAAUGGAGUCCUUAGUAUUCCAGAAAGGGGUGAGAUGUGUGAGAUUAGGCCACACCCAAAUUUCAGAGUAUUUUUCACAAUGGAUCCAAAGUAUGGAGAGAUUUCUAGAGCAAUGAGGAACCGCGGAGUGGAACUGUUUUUGCUGCGAACUGAAGAAUGGAAUUCCAGUUUAACAGAUAUGAUCCCCUAUAUGGAUUUGACAGCAUUAUUGACUUCGUGCGGACUUUCUAUGAGACUUCAUGAUUUGUUUAUAACAUGUCACGAAAGUAUGUCUUCAUUUGUUCAAGGUUUGGAAAGACCGACUUUAUCCCAUUUACUACAAGCUGCCUAUUUAACUUCGCAACAACUUGUCAGGGCAAUACCAUUACGUGCCGCUCUGAUAAACAGUUUUUCUGACGUCUAUAUUAAACCGAGGUGUGGCAGUGAUUUUACAUCUAAUGUAACCAUGUCUCUAGCAGAAAUGAAAAAUAAUAUGCUGAAAACAUUGGAAAAUGUAGUAGACAACCGAAAAAUAACAGAUUAUGUUUCGAAUAGCCACACCUUGUCUGUAAGGGGCAUAUGUAAUAACUCCAUGUGGGAAAUAGGAAAGCAAUUGGCGUAUAAUGUUAUUCACGUUGAUGAAGAUUGUGAUUCUUCCAAUGAAACACAAUCUCCAGUUCUUUUCAAUAUAUAUCUAGCUUACCAAAGAUGCCCAAAAGAGAUGUUACCUGUUUUACACUAUAUCAUUAAAAGAAACUUUGAGAGCACUAAGGACAAUAAAAAUAAAUUUACAGAAUUUGGACUCAAGUUAAAUGAUGUUGCAUUUAGGUAUACUAAUGAAAACGUGGAUUUUGUGUCUUAUAAACGAUUUUAUUCAGAGCUUCAUACAUUGUCUGACAAUUUAAUAAGUAAGACUAAUGCGGAUGUUAUUUUGAUGAUAAAUGCAUUGAUGCAAAAUUAUGUAAGUAUAUGUCUUCCAAAGGCAGCAUUCUCAUUCUUUGACUACUCUGACGCCGUAGAAUCAGGAAGUUUGGUCGACGAUUUUGUCGAAUAUCCACUCAUAAAAAAUUGUAGGAAAUACAUACAUUUGACAGAUAUGCUAAUAGAAAACACCUUUAAAUCUGUAGAAAUAACACUCAAUGAUGAGAAUUCAUCUCGUUUGAUCCAAUUAUUGAACUGGAGACAUAGGUUCCAAAAAGUAUGUAUGUCAUCUAUGUUUGCCACGAAAGAAGGUAAAACUAAGACUACCAUAAAUGAACCACUUCUCAGAUUACUUUAUGUGCACAGCACAUGGUUGAAAAAGUAUCUAUUUAGUGAAUUAUAUAAAUUGCUGCCGCCAAAUCACAGCUUAAGGCAGGAUUUGAAGACUACUAUUGAUUCGUUUACAGUAAAUUAUGAUCAGGAUAGUACUGAAAUGUCAAAAAUCAGCAAAAAAUUGAGGAAACUUUAUGGUCACCCCAAAUUAUAUGAAAACAAAGACGAGUACAAACUGUGUGUGAUAAGAUACAACAUUUUCAAAAACUUGGCUCUUGACCUACAUCAACCACUAGAAAAUCAGUUUCUUAAGUUGUUGGUUGACAUGACUAAAGUGUGCGACUCUGGGUUAGCUUUUGAUGUUCCAAAUAAAACUAGCUUGGAAAUAGUGCAAGAUAAUGUUGUGAAAUUCAACGAGAAUACAAUAAUAACAUGCAAAGAAUCUGCAACGAAACAUUUACCAUUAAAUUCUUACGUCUUGCUGAGGAUUUUGAGCAUUUUCAAAGACACAUUCUUCGAUACGACGAUAGCUUUGAGUUUGCAAGACGAGAAAGUGAUAUGCCCGAAUAGAAACUCGACAGAAAUCCUGAAGAAUGUAGUACAUUUCGGAAUUUUAAACAAUGUAUUUACUCCUGAAUUUUUGAAUUUACUUUGCCUUCUCCAAAACUUAUAUGAUAGUAACAUAAAUUUAGCGGAGCAAAGAGUGUCAGCAGUACCUUGUAAGUUCUGGGAAGAAUUUUACAAAGCACUAGUCUACUCACCGGCGAUGUAUCCGCUACCUUUCUUAGUUUCACAUACAGUGACUGAAGCAAGUGAAAAUGUACCCUCGAAUACAAAGAGAAUGUCCAUGGAUUUGCCUUUACUGCCAUAUUACGCGCAGAAAGUAACCUUGUCAGAAGAUCAUGUAGAUUCUCGACAAAUGUUAGCCUAUGAAACAGUUCCCUUGCAAGACAGAACCAACUACUCAAUUCAAUUAGGUUCUAUGUUAAACAUUAUUUGGAAAAACAUUGCUACUUUGGACACGAUUGCUAUGAUGACAUUAAAAUCUAAUGCCAAUUUCGAAAUACGAAAAUAUGAACAGCUUAUGUUAUAUCUCCAUUCAUCAUUAAUGCAAAGGAAACCGGACUUAGCUCAAGGAAUCGAAGAUACCUGUUUAUUUACAGUUCAAAAACUUAGGCAACAUCUCAAAGAUGAAAUAAUUAUAGCUGAUAUGGCUACAGAAGCCAACAAUAUUAGUGUUAAGUUACGGAUUUUAAAAGAAAAAAAUGACAUGGCCGAUAAAAAUCAAACAAAGCUCUUAACGGCGCAAUUGUCUUUAUUAACAAGUCUACUCUUAAUCAAAUUUAUGGCUGAAUUAAAACCAGUUGACCACGUUGAGAAGCAUCGGUUGAAAAUGAACUACAUCGAAGAAGACUUAAAAAUGUUUGAAACUUUACUGAGUGGAUAUUAUAUGCAGGGGCUAGUAUAUGGUGAUAUCUUAGAAAAUAAGAAAGUUACAAAUAGGGACAUAACUGUGGAAUGCUUAAUAUCCAAUAGAGAGAAAUUGGUUAAAGUUCACCCUCAUUGUGGAGUUCUUUUAGAUCUCAGGACAAAAACAGCUGAUAAUAUUCAUAAGUACGCUUCUGGUAACACGUUUAGGCCUAAAGAACCGUCGUACGACAAUUUUGUGAAGUAUUGCCGACACUUCACAAGAUCGGUGCUGUCGAUGAAAACUAUAAGCGAACUUGCCAAAACUGUUAUGUCGAUCUCUAACGAUUUGUUUGAGAAAUUGGGAAAAAAUGAUCACUCUAACAAAGUUGUAGUGACAGCUCGAAGUGUGAUGAAAGAAGCUGCAUCAUGGUUGUAUUCGGUCAAUGCAUUUUGUAAGAAGGUUGAAAGCGAUUAUGCCGAAGCAUUUCCUGAUUUGGCAAAACCGUUACUAACAUCAAUAUCACAAAUUGUAUACAGCGUGACUGUAAUGAACGAUUUCUUGAGAGAAAUGGUAGUGAGAAUAGAGAAGAGCACAGCAUUCGUUCAAAUGGUUACCGAUCUAAUGAAGUAUCCGAAUAGUAUACCACGCCGAGAGACAAAACAGCACCAUUUGAAUAGGUUUUUGUCUUUGGACAUGAUGAAGCUUUUGAAGGCGACAGUGACUUCUGACGACGAUGGGAUUUCUGAAAAAAAUGAGAUAAUGGAAGUUUUAAAAAUGAAUUUGUCCGAAUUGCGAAUGCAUUGCACGGCCGCAGAGUCGGUAGACGCAAACGCCAUGGACGCAGCAUUGUCUACCUUAAACGCGCUGGUAGAAACGUGGCAACAGCAGCAGAUGGACAUGGAGAAGAAAAAGCAGGACGACGAGGCGUUAUAUGUGACUAAAUCAAAAUGCGAAGACGAAGAUGACGAGGUAAUAGCUCAACAAGAAAUCAAAGAAAUGUUCCCUUCUUUCACUGACAAUGAUUUCGGUGAAUUCAAACCUCCAACUUUAGAACAAAAGCCACCUAAGGUUAUGGAAAACAAGAACAAACCUAAACUAGUAAUAACACCAGACGAUGUUUCAUUGGUCUACAAGUGGCAUUCCAGUUUCGUCCGUUACAUGACUAGAGCGGAGUGGUUAGCUAAUCCAAAGAAGAUAGUGGGUAAUGACGUGAUUAGUCCGUCAUUGCAGAGGUAUCCUACUUUCAGUCGUAUUAUUGAAAAUUCAUGGGAAGCAUUGGAUGCUGAAGUAGAAGGUGUAUUAACACCGAGUUUAAUUAUGAUUUUGUCACAGAUUAAAGACAAAGUUGAUGGAAACGAUGAAUCAAACUCUAAGAUUGAUUUCUACCGUUCGCCAUGGGUUUCUGAGACGAAAUACUGCGUCCCGCUUCUCUUGAAAGUUAAAGAAUCCACCAACCAAUUGCUUGACCAGUGGCCAGACUUUCCAACAUUGAAAGAUAUAAUGGUGAUAAUAAACAGAAUACUGACCUUUCCGGUAACUAGUCCCGUAUCAAGAUUGCUUACCGGUUUAGAAUUGCUUCGAGACAAGAUAGAAGAAUGGAACAAAAAUGCACACAAAAGCAACAAUAUGAUCGAAGAAUCGUUGGCCGUGGGACAGCAGAUUAUAAACUGGCGGAAAUUGGAGAUGGUUCAUUGGAAAGAGUGCCUUAAUAAUUUAUAUCAAAGGAAACAAGCAGAAGCCCACAAAUACUGGUUCUAUAUGUAUAAUGUUGUGAAAUCUUAUUUGGAGGUUGGAAUUGACAGUGAACCCAUACCUCCUCAUAGGGUGAUAUCUGUGCUCAAAGAUUUCAUGGAGAAGUCCAAUCUUGUAGAAUACGAAGUGAGACUGGAUAUCAUCUAUGUAUAUCACUGCCAUUUAGUACAUUUGGAAACUAGCAAAAAGCGAGAUGAACUUCUGUCCAUUCUUUGGAACACGUACAACUAUUAUUCCCAAUUUAGCGCUCAAGUGGCAUCUCACAUUAAGGAGAAACGUGCACCGAUCGAAAAGAAACUACGCGACUUCGUUAAGAUCUGCACUUGGGACCGAGAUCUCAGUUACUGGAGUGUCAAGGACACCGUAGAAAAGGCUCAUAAGGCGCUACAUAAACACACCAAAGAGUUUGAGAAUGUGUUGAAAGAGAGUGUCUCCGCUUGUUUGGUCGAGAAUAGCACAGAGGCGGGCGUGGAACACGUGGGUAUAUGGGACCGGCCCAAGCGAGCCACCACUGGCGCCGCGGCCCCUACCGGCGGCGCUUACUUGCUCGACCCGCUGAACUUCGUGUUGCUGAUGAGAAAUUUCAAAAAAUAUUUAGAUCAAGCUGAUCAACAAUGCGGUGUCAUCGCGGAAGGCUCUCUUCUGUUCAAAGUACCUAGCUUACUGAAUAAGGCAAAAACUCUCUGCAAAGACACUAUCACAAACUCUGGCUACCACUCCCUCGUGCAGGCUUUAGACGAUUUCGUGACGGUCGUCAUUGAGACGAGCACGCAUCUUGGUGGAUUGGAGGUGGACGCAUCACAACCAAAAGAUAAACAGGUAUCGCAAGCGAAAAACUUCGUUCAACAAAAGCGAAAGGCUUUGGCAGAUCUCUUUAAGUACCUCACUAAAAUGGGUCUCAAUUAUCGCACCGGAUUGGUCAUAUUGUCCGCAUCGGCUAACGACUUGUACGACUUCACCAUACCACCUAUUGACUUGGAUGCGGCAAUUAGCUAUUUGAAAAGCAGACGGUGCGAUGCUUCGGUAGAAUUACUCUGGUCUGGUUGUGAAAAGUACUUCCAGAAGAAUAUCGCCCGACACAGACUGUUGUCAGUCGCACUGCAAUCGCCGCACCAAGAUCUUGGUAUUCAAAAUAUUGAAAGGUGCAAAGGAUUCACAGCUCAGUUGAUGAAACUCACCAAUACUCAAAAGAAGUCCAUUUCAAAAUACUCUCGAUAUCUAUACGACCUACGAACAUUGACUACGGGUCUUACAAAUGCUUUGGAAAUCGCCGCUGCUGACACAAACACAUCUACCAUCAAAGAUAAACUAGAGAUUCUGACAGAAUGCUAUGCCCAAUGCAGUAUUGUACUAGAUCAGUUUCACGUUUUGUUAAAGUCUUGUCCAGAAAAUACUUUGAAUUCUGAUCGGGAACCUGCAUUUGACUCUAUAUUAUCAAGUUCCCCAAUCGUCCGAUGCUAUAAAAAUAGCGAUGAAUGGCGUGAACUAUCUAAGAAAGUAAAUAAAAUCAUAUCAACAGCCAGCAAACAAAAAGCUGCACUCUUAAAAUUAAUUCAUUCGAAUCCGAAACUAUUUGGUCGUAACAUGGAUUUAGUACCCGUUGUAUCACAGAGUCAUAUAGAUGUGACAAGAGAGGCAUCAAAACAUUUAGAAGAGAUUGUAGCUGAAGUAGACGGCAUCUUACAUGAUUAUCAAUUCACAUUAACAUCUACUAUAGUUGAAAAUUAUGUUCCUCGACAUCCAAUGCUUAGAAGUCUGGUCGAUAUGUCUACAUAUAUAAAAGAAACAAUCAGAGAGCUUGAAGGUUUGGAUGAGCCAAUCGAUGUGGUAAUGGAAGACAGUUCAAUAGACACGUUAGUUAAUCAGACAGAAGACUUAUUAGCAACAAUGCUCCUCAUAAUUCAAUCGGUGUACAAGAGACAUUUAUCUAAAGACAAAAAUGAAAAUGAUGAUUUACUACAUGCUAUUGAUGAAAUUAUUGACAAAGACGGCAAAGAGAAAGAAGAAUCAAAAGAUUUGUUAGAUGAUAAACAUUUGAAAGAACAUUUACAAGAUAAUUUGUCCAAUGACGCGAAACUUCUUCAGUUAGAUGCUGUAGUACAAAAAACAAGUGAUUUAUUAGCCAGCUACAUACAAUAUACAGUCACUGCAAAAAAUGUGGAAGAAGGCAAGAAUGUAGUUGUACGUUUGGUGCCAAUGUUGGAGCAAACUGUUUUAUUUGUCCAAUAUUUCGUGACACAGAAGGUGGCUGUCCAUAGAGUUACUUGCAAGAUGCUUUCUGUCCUCUUGAAGAUCUUUUCUGAUUUGGCUGCGAAAGGAUUUUGCAAACCUUCCGACUUGGAAAGUGAAGAAGGUGAAGGAGGCGAUGGCCCGGGGAAACUAUCAAGUGGAACUGGGUUAGGUGAAGGGGAGGGACAGAAAGAUGUAUCUGACAGAAUAGAAAAUCAGGAUCAAUUGGAAGAAGCCAAUCGACCGGGCGAAGAGAAAAAAGAAGAUGAUAAGGAUUGUAAAGAAGAAGAGAAAGGUGUAAACAUGACAGAUGACUUUGACUCUCAUUUGCAAGACUUAGAGAAAAAAGAGGGCGAUGAAUCGGAGCAAGAAGACGACGAAGAUGACGCAGACAAACAGAUGGGUGAUAUAGAUAACGCUGCUGAGAAGUUAGACCAACAAAUUUGGGGAUCGGAAGAUGAAGAGGAUCUAGAUGAAAAUCAAGAGCAUAAAGAAAAAGAAGAAAAGGGACAAGGCGAGAGUACUGGCGAGAAAGAUAUGGGUGCUAAAGAGGAGGAAAAAGGCGCUGAUGAUGGUUCUGAAGGAAAGGAUAAGAAAAAAAAGAAAGAUAUUAAUGAGAUGGAAGAGCCGGAAGUAGAUGACGAUCAAAUUGAUCCUUACCACGGUAACCAACCACAAUUACCAGACCCAGAAGACUUCGAUCUACCUGACGUUAUGAAUUUAGACGGAGAAGACGGAAAUGACGAUAAGGAAGGAGAGACAGAAACGGAAAAUCCGUUUGAAGUAGAUGUCACCAAAGAUGAUAUGCCUAAAGAGCAGGAAGAAAUGGAGCAAGACGACAAAGGUGAUGAAACAAAAAAUAACGAGCACGGCUUCGAAGUUUCUAGCGAUGAAGAAGAUGGUGAACAAGAUGAUGAGAAAAAAGAUAACGAAGAACAGGAAAAAUACAAGGAUGAAGAAAAUCAAAAAGAAGACGAAACUGACCCUGAUAAAGCUGAAGACGAUGGUAAAGACAAUGAAGAGGGUGUCGAUGUUGAUCCACAAAAAGCAUCUCAAGAGUCUGAAGAAGCAGAGCCACAAGAAGAAAAUCAGGAGGACAACGAACUUCCUAAAAAUCCAGAUAAAAUAGAAGACGAAGAUGAGAUUGAACAGAAAAACCAAGAGGCCAAUCCUCAAGCAAAUCCGUCCAAUGAUGACCAAUCAGCAGAAGAUAGGGCCGAGAAUGCCGAAAUGGAUAAAGGCACCGACGACAAUGUUGAAACUAACGCUGAACAGAAGAAGGACGAAAAAACUGCUCCAUUUGAGCAAGCUCAAGAACAGGUGGGUGAAGACAAACAAUCUAUGGGCCGUUCUGAAUUGGACAAAAGCGAGAAAGGCCAUCGCGGUGAGAAGGAAGUCGCGAGCCGAGCGGACCGAAGCGAGGAGAAACGGAACCGCCAUGAGAAUAAACCGGGCAAGACUGAUCAAGAACGUACUUUAGGUAAUGUUGAAGAGAAGAAACAUAAGCAAAUACACACGUUGAACGUGGAGAGACAAGAAGAUGAAGCUGAAGAUGGCGGCGACGGGGAACAUGACGAGGAGAAACACGCUGAUGCCUACCAACACGUUACUCAAGCGAAGAAUGACGAUUUACAGGCAAUAGAUGCAGCAACUAAAGAGCAAGCCGAUCAGCAACCGACCCUCCAGCAGGAGGACGAAGAAGCCGAUGAGCUUAAGGAGGACGAACAAGUCGCAAUGGAUGUAGACGACGACGAACUACAGGUUGAAAAAUCCGAAGAACUGAAGCCAGAAAAAGUGAAAGAAGGCAUAGACAAGGAUAAAGAAAAAGCUGGCAACAAAAAUGAGGGCGGCGAAGAGCCGACCGGGGAGACCGGCCUCGAGAUUGAGGGGGAGAAAGUUCUUACGGAGCACGUGCCCAGGGGAAAUGAUACUACUUACCAUACUAGGUUAGAGGAAUCAAAACAGACGCAGCCCGAAGAGAUGUCAGUGGAACAGUACAUGAGUAUACGCGAAUGGAUUACAAGCGGGCCCUCACAAGGCUAUAGCUCGGCCAAUGUAUGGAGGAGUUUGUGGCAGGAAGCCGCGCCCGCAGCGAGAGCGUUGUGCGAGAGGCUGAGACUAGUUCUGGAACCUACUGGAAGAUCUAGGAGGGCUGGUGAUUUCCGCACCGGUCGCGCCAUCAACAUGCGUCGCGUUAUCCCGUACAUAGCAUCGCAUUUCCGCAAGGACCGCAUCUGGUUGCGUCGCACUAAGCCAGCAAAACGAGAGUACAAGAUCGCCAUUGCUGUAGAUGACUCUAGUUCCAUGUCGGAUAACAGGAGCAAGGAGUUAGCCUUCGAGAGCCUGGCACUUGUGUCACAGGCGCUGAAUCUCCUAGAAUCCGGUGACUUAGCAGUAUUAAGUUUCGGCGAGAAACCGAACCUCCUUCACCCUUUCACCGAACAGUUUUCCGAGCAUUCCGGCUCCAAGAUCCUCGAGCAACUGCGCUUCGAACAGACUAAGACCAGAAUUGCUGAGCUCGUAGAUUUCUGUACGGUCCUAUUUGAAGAACAGGCGGUCAGAAGUGACGCAUUGAACGCUAAGCUUCUGGUCGUAGUGAGCGAUGGUAGAGGAAUAUUCUCUGAAGGUGAAACGAGGGUCAUACAGGCCGUAAGACGGGCUAGGCAGCAGGGGAUAUUCCUUGUCUACGUGAUAAUAGACAAUCCUGAUAAUAAGGACUCAAUUAUGGACAUCAGGCGCCCAAUAUUGGACCCAGUCACCAACACCCUCACUGCAUUCGUGCCUUAUCUCGACACAUUCCCUUUCCCGUUCUACUUGAUUCUAAGAGAUAUGUCUGCGUUACCUACCGUCCUGGGAGAUGCUCUCAGACAAUGGUUCGAGUUGGCUGCUAACACUGCUAGCUAGUUUAUUAUCAUCAUAGUAAGCAGUAAAGAUUGCAAACGAUAUUUUUAUACCCAGUUUUAACAUCAUACAUACAUAGGUAUUGUAUGUAUAUCGUGUAAGAAAAAUAUUGAUGGAUGUCAAAAUAAGAACAGUUGAUUAAUUUUAUGCGAUAUCAAUGCAGAUCUUUUAGAAUUUUAUAAACGAUGGUGCUGUGAAUAAUAAAUAGAUUGUUUUUGUACUAUAAGGAUAUAACUAUGUAUGGAUUGAUAUUAAAAUAAAUGUGAGUUA